Messenger RNA from Argentina anserina (silverweed cinquefoil), 507 nucleotides. Its product is annotated as fructose-1,6-bisphosphatase, cytosolic-like. Gene Ontology annotation, cellular component: cytosol; cytoplasm. The transcript is spliced from 7 exons. The record is from RefSeq and is a predicted model, not a curated record. Gene Ontology annotation, molecular function: fructose 1,6-bisphosphate 1-phosphatase activity. NCBI's taxonomy places the organism in Eukaryota, Viridiplantae, Streptophyta, Magnoliopsida, Rosales, Rosaceae. Bases 1 to 507 code for a protein of 168 amino acids. Gene Ontology annotation, biological process: sucrose biosynthetic process; fructose metabolic process; fructose 6-phosphate metabolic process.
AUGGACUUUUUCCUGAUCCAUGGCCUAGGAGAAUUUAUAUUAACACACCCUAAUUUACAAAUUCCAAAGAAGGAAAAGAUCUACUCAGUAAAUGAAGGAAAUGCAAAAAACUGGGAUAAACAAUCUACUGAAUAUGUGACAAAUUGCAAGUUCCCUACAGAUGGUUCAUCUCCCAAAUCUCUCAGAUACAUUGGAAGCAUGGUUGCUAAUGUUCAUAGAACAUUAUUAUACGGUAGCAUUUUUUUAUACCCUGGUAACAAGAAAAACCCAAAUGGGAAACCCAAAUUUUUUCUACAUAUAACAAGAAUCUAUUUAUGCAUUUUGAUUAGAGUUCUUUCUGAAGUUUUCCCAAUGUCCUAUCUGGUUGAGCAAGCAAGAGGGCAAUCUUUUACUGGCAAGAAACGAGCACUUGAUCUGUUUCCAAGGAAGAUACAUGAAAAAUCCUCAAUUUUCCUUGGAAGCUAUGAUGAAGUCGAAGAAAUAAAACUACUCUAUAAGGCUACUUGA